AUGAGGGAGGGCGGCAGAAGCCGGAGCCCCUCCUCCAGGAGGGAACAGAGCAGUUCCCGUGGAGGACGGAGCCGCGAUAGCGCGAGUCGAAAACGCCGCUCCCGCAGUGAAGGCGACAGCGGCCGGCAGCAGGACAGGGAUAAUGGAAGCAGGCGCAGCAGGAAGAGACACCGCGACGGAGACCGCGGCGACAGUCAAGUCGAUAGGAGCAGCAGCAGCCGUCGCCACGAAGAUGGGCGACGAGGCGGUUCUGACUCCCACCGUGAUGGAGACAGCAAGGCGAGCAGGACACGAGACCGCCGCCGGCAGCGUGAUGAAGACAGCAGCCGUUCCCACGACAGUCAGGAGGCUCAUUCAUCCGGCGCAGAUCGUAGUCGACGCAGCCGCAAGCGAGAAAGAGAUCCCGACGACUCCCGCAGCCACAAGCACGACACAGACGUCAACAGAAACAAUGAACGAGACAGAGAUCCCCACAGCAGGACCACAACUCACAGGAGUAACAAACACGGAGAUGAACACGGGAGGCGGUCGCAUGGCGAGGGCGAUGCGGAACAUAGCCAUAGCGGUCGAAGGAGGCGACGCCGUGAGAGGAGAGGGCGAGGAGAGGAACAUGGGGAGAAAAAGGAGGAUGAAGGCGCGAAGCACGGCGAGGGAGGCGGAGGCGACGGGGGACAUGGUCGUAAAGCCCACGAGGACGGCAGACACGGAGAUGAACACGGGAGGCGGUCGCAUGGCGAGGGCGACGCGGAACAUAGCCGUGGCGGGCGAGGGAGGCGACGUCGUGAGAGGAGAGGGCGAGGAGAGGAACAUGGGGAGAAGAAGGAGGAUGAAGUCGCGAAGCACGGCGAGGGAGGCGGAGGCGACGGGGGACAUGGUCGUAAAGCCCACGAGGACGGCAGACACGGAGAUGACCACGGGAGGCGGUCGCAUGGCGAGGGCGACGCGGAACAUAGCCAGAGCGGUCGAAGGAGGCGACGCCGUGAGAGGAGAGGGCGAGGAGAGGAACAUGGGGAAAAGAAGGAGGAUGAAGGCGCGAAGCACGGCGAGGGAGGCGGAGGCGACGGGGGACAUGGUCGUAAAGCCCACGAGGACGGCAGACACGGAGAUGAACACGGGAGGCGGUCGCAUGGCGAGGGCGACGCGGAACAUAGCCAGAGCGGUCGAAGGAGGCGACGCCGUGAGAGGAGAGUGCGAGGAGAGGAGCAUGGGGAGAAGAAGGAGGAUGAAGUCGCGAAGCACGGCGAGGGAGGCGGAGGCGAUGGGGGACAUGGUCGUAAAGCCCACGAGGACGGCAGACACGGAGAUGACCAGGGGAGGCGGUCGCAUGGCGAGGGCGACGCGGAACAUAGCCGUGGCGGGCGAGGGAGGCGUCGUCGUGAGAGGAGAGGGCGAGGAGAGGAGCAUGGGGAGAAGAAGGAGGAUGAAGUCGCGAAGCACGGCGAAGGAGGCGGAGGCGACGGGGGACAUGGUCGUAAAGCCCACGAGGACGGCAGACACGGAGAUGACCAGGGGAGGCGGUCGCAUGGCGAGGGCGACGCGGAACAUAGCCAGAGCGGUCGAAGGAGGCGGCGCCGUGAGAGGAGAGGGCGAGGAGAGGAACAUGGGGAAAAGAAGGAGGAUGAAGGCGCGAAGCACGGCGAGGGAGGCGGAGGCGACGGGGGACAUGGUCGUAAAGCCCACGAGGACGGCAGACACGGAGAUGACCAGGGGAGGCGGUCGCAUGGCGAGGGCGACGCGGAACAUAGCCAGAGCGGUCGAAGGAGGCGGCGCCGUGAGAGGAGAGGGCGAGGAGAGGAACAUGGGGAAAAGAAGGAGGAUGAAGGCGCGAAGCACGGCGAGGGAGGCGGAGGCGACGGGGGACAUGGUCGUAAAGCCCACGAGGACGGCAGACACGGAGAUGAACACGGGAGGCGGUCGCAUGGCGAGGGCGACGCGGAACAUAGCCAGAGCGGUCGAAGGAGGCGACGCCGUGAGAGGAGAGUGCGAGGAGAGGAGCCUGGGGAGAAGAAGGAGGAUGAAGUCGCGAAGCACGGCGAGGGAGGCGGAGGCGAUGGGGGACAUGGUCGUAAAGCCCACGAGGACGGCAGACACGGAGAUGACCAGGGGAGGCGGUCGCAUGGCGAGGGCGACGCGGAACAUAGCCGUGGCGGGCGAGGGAGGCGUCGUCGUGAGAGGAGAGGGCGAGGAGAGGAACAUGGGGAAAAGAAGGAGGAUGAAGGCGCGAAGCACGGCGAGGGAGGCGGAGGCGAUGGGGGACAUGGUCGUAAAGCCCACGAGGACGGCAGACACGGAGAUGACCAGGGGAGGCGGUCGCAUGGCGAGGGCGACGCGGAACAUAGCCAGAGCGGGCGGGGGAGGCGUCGUCGUGGGGGGAGAGGGCAGGGCGAUACUGGUUACGAUGGAGGGCAGUCUAAUCGAGUGGCUGAGCAUGGAAAGGAAAGCCAGGGGGGGAAGGAGAGUGAGAAGCGGGAGGGCGAGGACGGCAAGGGUGGUCCUGGAGGCGAUGGCCAUGGGGGAGGAGGUCGUCACCCCGACCAUGAGGACAUGCAGGAGAGUGAGAGUGAGCGCGGCAGACGAGGCCGCAGGCGCAGGCGGCGUCAUCGGCAGCGGCAGGCGGAGGGAAGUGAGGGAGAGACGACCGGGGAGGCUCAAAAGCAUGGGCAUGCGCGAGGAGAGGGCGAGAGCGCGGGGGCUCAUGAACAGCACGCACCCGGGGGUGCCGCUGCGGAGGGGCAUCAUGGAGAGGAGCGCAGCGAGGGCGGCAGAGGGGCGACAGGCCACGUAGAGCGGCAGAACCACUCCACGCAUGGUGGCGGCGACCACGGCGACAAGAACAACAGCACAGGGCAUCCGCGAACGGAUGCCGCCCAUGAGAGACGCGGCGAGGGAGGCCCGGACAGUGCGCAUGCGGGGAGACACUCCGGCGACCACGGGGCCGACCAGCGCCAUGGAGAGACCCGAGGCGACAGCACUCACGGAGGCCAGCACGGCGAGGCGGGACAGGGAAACAGGCAAGGGGGGGGCGAAGGGCACGGUGGAGACAGGCGCGACGAGGACGGUCGCAGCGAAGGCCACCACGAGACCGGCAGAGCUCACGGAGGCGCGCACACCGGAGCCCGGGACUCCCACGGAACAGACAGCGACGACCACGAGCGGGGUGCCAACCGUAAUAUCCCCCACGCGAAUGGAAACGACAGCCGCGCCGGCGGAGGCGAACACGGCGACGGCCACGAUGGACAGCGGCACGGAGCGGGGCGAGACGGGGAGCCUCAGGAGAACCAGCAGGAGGAGCGCUCGCUGGGGUUCAGGCGACGCCGUGGCGACGAGCAAGGGCGCAGCCAAGCAAGGUCUCAGGGCGACGGAGACGACAACGACCAGGAUGGCGACGAAAGCGCCCUUUCUCGUCCGACGCGCAGCGCCCCCGGAAGGCCGUCAACGUUCUCUCGCUUCCGCCGGGACGACAAUUACGACAAUGGAACCGACGACGAUGGACAGAACAGAAGCGCAUAUGGGGGCUACAGGCAGGAUGCGGACGACUUCCGUUACCGUCGAGGAUACGACAUGCCUGCCCCGUUGCCUCCAACCCCGCCACCUCCUCCUUCCUAUGAUAUGAGGCCGGAUUAUCCGGACUACCCAAGGCCUGCAUUCCCAACGUAUUCUGCGCCAUCUGCGCCGGUGCCGAUGAUGUCAAGCGAGCCCAGCAGUCCGCCGCCUCCGCCUCCGCCUCCGCCUCCGCCUCCGCCUCCGCGGCCGACCAGUAUGUCAGGGGACGCGGCUGGACCGAGGAGCGCCGCGGACAGCGACUCGUACUCCGCAGGCGGUAGUACUGGCGGCGGUAGCGACGGUGAUGACGACGAUGACGAUGACACCGGCGGCACAGCUGGCGUGGGAGGUAGGGGUUCUCCGAGUGCUAACAAGAAUCGUGGCAGGGGGGUCUCAGGCGGCAAUGACGAUGAUGAUGACGAUGACGACGACGAUAAGGAGGGUGCGAAAGGAAAGCGCGGCAAGGAUGACGACGAUGACGACGAUAGGAAGGGCGCGAAAGGAAAGGGCGGCAAGGAUGACGACGACGACGAUGACGACGAUAGGAAGGGCGCGAAAGGAAAGGGCGGCAAGGAUGACGACGAUGACGACGAUAAGAAGGGCGCGAAAGGAAAGGGCGGCAAGGAUGACGACGAUGACGACGAUAAGAAGGGUGCGAAAGGAAAGGGUGGCAAGGAUGACGACGACGAUGACGACGAUAGGAAGGGCGCGAAAGGAAAGGGCGGCAAGGAUGACGACGAUGACGACGAUAAGAAGGGCGCGAAAGGAAAGGGCGGCAAGGAUGACGACGAUGACGACGAUAAGAAGGGCGCGAAAGGAAAGGGCGGCAAGGAUGACGACGAUGACGACGAUAAGAAGGGGAAAAAAAAGGGAGGCGAUGAGGAUUAUGAUGACGAGGACGACGACAAAGAUGGUGACAAACGCAAGAGCGGUAACAAAGGCAGCGGUGACAAAGGCGGUUCCAAGCAACGCAGAAGCGGUUCAGGCGGCGGCAAGGACGACGACGAUGAUGGUGAUGAUGAUGAGAAGGGGAGCAACGGCAAAUCAGCUUCGGCAGCGGACAAGGACGGUGCCGACAUGGAACAAGCGAUCCGAAACAUGGCAGCUAGACUUCGACUGGAUGGAGACGAGUUGGCGGCUAUAUACCAGGUCGACAAAGAGAAAGGCAGGCGUUUGGCCGCCACGCUCGCCAGAAUGCUGGAGGAAGGAGGAACGAGUCGAGAGCCGCUUGAUAAAAUAAUAUCCGAACCUCCACAGGGAUCGAGUACACGGGAUUUCUCUUCGGUGCGUCGCCUCAACUGGCGCGAACCUGCAGAGAAUCAUUGCCGGGCGACGAAUCCGUGGUGGCCUGGCUUCGCUGAGAGUGCUUCUCACGGUGAGCAGGGUGACGCAUCCUCUCCGCUCGUCAAGUAG
This is a messenger RNA of Besnoitia besnoiti, 4956 nucleotides long. RefSeq lists its product as uncharacterized. The coding region runs from base 1 to 4956 and encodes 1651 amino acids. The record is from RefSeq and is a predicted model, not a curated record. NCBI's taxonomy places the organism in Eukaryota, Apicomplexa, Conoidasida, Eucoccidiorida, Sarcocystidae. The transcript has 13 exons.